Messenger RNA from Schistosoma mattheei, 5391 nucleotides. The record is from the annotation of a GenBank genome assembly. Lineage: Eukaryota; Metazoa; Platyhelminthes; Trematoda; Strigeidida; Schistosomatidae.
GGAAUAUUUAAUUAGGAGUUAAGUUUUCAAAGUGUUGUUUUGCUGAUUACUCAAGGCGCAAAUUCCAAGGGUGGCGGUUCUGUCGUCUGUAAAUUCUUAGAGAGUUGGAAGUUUUCGUUCUUGCUAGUUUGUAGGCAUACAUCCUUAUUAGCCUUCUUGCCAGUGGAAUGCUACACGCUACAACGUAUUCAGACGACUUGUAUUAGACGACUCAUUCGUGAAUUUCUGACUUACAUUAUGAAUUAUAUGCAAGUAACUCGGAAUAUGUAGUGCAUUUUCUUUAUCUCAUGGGCUAUUAACGAUAACGGGUUAUCGUUACUUACCAAUCUUUUAGUGUUUUUUGAACCUUUAUUAUUUUCUCAGAAAUAUGAAAUGCGAAUACCUCAAGUUAUGGGAACCUAAUCAUGCUCAUUCUUAUUUCCGUACAAAGUUGUUUUACUCAGGUUUAAGGAAGAUUACAAACUCAGUUUCAAAGCACUCGUUUGUUUAUCUUUUUACUAGUUAUGGUGCAUUGGUGUUUUCUCACGAAAUUAACAUCCACCACCUGUUAUUCCUAGUAUUUAUUACUUUUAGGUGGUGUCUUAUUGAGUCAUACUUAUCCACUUUAGGCUUUCGGAUCCGUGGUUGUUUAUUUUAACCUUCCAGCUCCUAAGGGUUCGGCUAAUGUCCGUAACGGUCUAAGUGACUUUUUAUUAGAAAAGUUAACCCAACUUAAAAUGUAGCGCAGAUAUAGGUACUACAUGCGCAUUAUAUACUUUUAAAAUAUCUGUCAUCACAUGAGCUCGGAUUUUUGAUUCUUUUUGUCCUCAUAGAUCUUUUGCGCAUCCAUUUGUAGAGGUGUUUCGAUGGCUAAAGUGUUUGACUUUCAAUGGCUGUGAGCUGCUCUAACUCAAUUCGGGCAUCCCAAUAAUGUCACUAGGGCCAAAAAAUUUGUAUAACUUAAAGAUAAGUGUAUGGGUCCACGCAUCAAUAAGUUCCACCUAGCUCUGUUUACUCACGUUAGGAAUCUGAUUGUCUCAUAACAUAAAAACUAUCCUCUCAAUUAUGGCCCUUUUACAAGUAAUUUGGAUUUGAAAGACUGAUAUUUAUUUAGUUGCCAGCUGAUCUGGGGGGGGGGUCUAUCGACUUUAUGCUAGUAUUCAGCGUGGUAAAGAUAGGUGUUACUUCACAUAGAACACUGGCGGAACACCAAACAUUAUACCAUAGGACCAACGGAUUGCACGCAACCUGCCUUACUCUACUUUAGGAUUGUCAGAUCUGGAACUGUAUAUAAGGAAUUUUAUACAGGCGACAAGCAUUUUAGCAUAUGGCAACUGGUUUGGUUGGUCAUGUCGUGUACUUUGCAUGGUACACCAUGAUUUGUUCAGAUAUGAGGUCUGGGUUAGACUAAAAUUCAUUUGAAAAUUUGGUAUAAGCAGCUACACUAAAACUUUACACACGUUCAUAAGGUCACUUACGCCCAUUAUAAAUCAUUUUGUUUAUAUGCUUGUUAGAUGCUUUUGAUAUUGUAUCUGAGAGGCGAUAAGAUUAGAUCACUCAAAUUUCAACUACUGGUUUGCAGAUUAGAACUCCAACAUAUCUCCUUUGGUUUAGGCGAUUAAAUCACGAACCAUCAAAAAGGUCUAUCUCAAAUUUGAGUAGAUAAAAGUGUUCCCGGUCCUUAGUAGCAUUUAUUUAUUGGUAGACUAUCGAAAUAAGCGUUUGUUUACUAUUGGAGAUUCAUAAUACUACCAAGAUGCUAUCGAAUCAGCUUUGCAUCUGAUGCUCAAAAAGAUAAAUAAGGCCAUUUCCCCCAUUUGCAGUACAUAUCACUGUUGCGAUAUGCAUUAUUUUCGUAAAGAAAACAAUGUGAUAACAGUCCAGAUCACUUAGCUAUUUAUGGGGAGAAUCCGUGUUGUUGAUUAUUAAAGUUGUUUUUGCAUCACUAAUUUAUUACCAGCUUUUUUAUCGGUUUACUUUAUUGUUCAGCUCAUGACGACUCUUGCUCCAAACAGUGUAUACCAGACUCUAUUUACUGGACAAAACCAAGUUUAUACAAACUCAAGUGGUGAGGUCCUCAUGAAUCUGGACAUUUCUAAUGCACAUGAAAAUCCAGGAGCGGACUCAUAUGUUCAACAAGUUUGUUCUGUUGUUAUUAGCCAAGAAAAUCCAAUUACUUCUGAAGUACAAAGUGAACUUAAGGUAUCUGAAUCUAUUUCUUCUGGUCCGGUGGGACGUUUCGAAUGUAACUACUGCCAUAAGAAUUACUUUUCUGAAUCCAAUCUCCAACUUCAUUUAGAUGUUGCUCAUCGUGGUUUACGUCGUUUUCAGUGUAACUUUUGCGGCAAAACUUAUGCUAAAGGUUUCCUUCUAAAAGCUCAUGUGAAAAGUGUUCAUGAAAAUAUUCGUGAUGUGACAUGCACUAUAUGUCAGAAGGCUUUUUCUAAACGGUCUGUGAUGCGCAGGCAUAUGAAGUCAGUUCAUGCAGAGAAAAAAGAUUUCCACUGUAAUCUAUGUCAAAAACAGUUUACAGAAAAAAAGAAUCUUCAGAUGCAUAUAAAUGCAUUGCAUAAAGGUCUACGACCCCAUCAAUGUGAUGAUUGUCUCAAAGAGUUUGCUCGGAAGUGCGAUUUGUUAAGACAUUCAAAUUCAGUUCAUCGUGAUUCCAAACCUUACAUGUGCCCGUUAUGUAAUAAAGGGUUUCCACAGAAAUGGUAUUUUGAGCGUCAUGUGGCUUCUGUCCAUAAAAAGACUCCAUUUCCAAUAUCUUUUAUGGUGCCACGACAACAAACCCAACAACAACAUCAAACUUUACAAACUCAACAAGAACAACAACAAAUACAAGAAAUGUUACAGCAACAACAACAACAGGAACAACAUCAACAACAACAACAGCAACAUCAAUUAAUUCAUCAUCAGCAGGAACAACAACAACUGACAGUCCUUCAAACUCAACCUCAUUCUCAACAAGUCAACUUACCUAUGGGCACUAUAAUUGCUACACCUGGCUCUGUUCAGAAUGCAAUGCCUUCUGGUACACAGGUAAUGAUGGUUGCUCCUGGAGUAAAUAUGCCUAUGCCAGCAUUUUUCUUUCAACCACAACAAGCUACUCCAUUCGCAAAUACUAUUACUAUGAAUCCACACACAGCAGUUCUCCCGACAAGUACUAAUUCUCUAUUUCGUUCCAAUUGUGCUACAACCUCAGCAACAUUCAUAACUUCUCCUUUUGGUGUUAGUCAUUUACCUGUGAAACCGAUAACUUUUAAUUCAACACAAAUAGCUGUUACUGCUCCUUCAACUCCGUCACCUUCUAGACCAGCAAAAGAAUAUCAGUGUGCGACUUGCUCCAAAGUUUAUCCUCGACGUCAAAGUUUGCAAGCUCAUAUAAUACAAGUACAUACAGAUAAAAAGCCAUAUGAAUGUAAUGUAUGUCAUAAGGGUUUUGUCCGUCGUUGGGAUUUUUAUCGUCAUGUGAACUCUGUUCAUCAUGAUAAUGCAACAACUGCUAUUGGCAAUGACAAAUUAGAAGAAUAUGUAGCAUGGAUGCGUGGACGUCGAUCAUCGUUGGAUAUUAGCUGGAAUGUUUAAAUGCUGUUCGACCUGAUUUAACAAGAGUCAAAAUAGAAGGACAACCACAAACUUCACAAAUGACACCGAAACCAGAACAAAUGAAUCAUUACCUCAUAGGAUCAGAUGUUACAGCUGUUGAUACAUCAGAUAUAAAUAAUUUAUGAUAACAUAUAAACAAAUAAUAUGAAUAUUGUUACUUUCUGUAUAUAAUUAUGUAAAUGAAUUAAUUCUUUUAUUCGUUAGUUUGUCGAUAAAAUCGAUACAAUAAUGUGGUUUCUUUUUCUUUUUUCUCAUUAGGCUAAUCUUUGUUUAUCAAGAGUCGUCUACUGUUUGGUUUCCUUUUUUUCCUUAGGUGCAAUAGCCCUACUGUGAUCAUGCAUUGUUCUAUAAUAUUCAUCAAGUGAAUAUUCUCGUUUGUACCCUUAAAAAUUUUGCAUAUUCAAGCAAAUUUGCGUCAAUUCUUAUUGUUAUUAUUACUAUUAUUAUUGCUUGACGUUAUUUUGUUAAGCGUUUAAAAUUAAGUUAGCAGCAGUAUUACAGACUACUCUUUAUUCAAACCAAAUAACAAUCUUUUUCUCACUGAAAUUUUCCAGUGGUUUUCAUAUUGCUAGUAUUAAUGUUAUGAGCAUUAUUUUACAAUCAUGUAGUUAUGAUAAUUCAUUGUUCUUUUUUUUCGUCUCAUUAUGUUCAUCACUACAAGUUUAAUUUCUUUUUGUUAUGUAUCAAUAAGUAAUUCGUAUUGUAACUAUUAUUUCCUAUGCUCCCACCUCCUUAAAAAUAUUUUAUCUCAUAUUACCUACAAUCUAAUUAAAUUUUUAUCCCACUCUUUCAUAUUAUAUAUAUGUUUACUGCUUUGCUUCAGCAUCAUUAAUUGGUGGAGCAACUGAGUAAUGUUUAGUGAGUGUAAAAUUUGAUUAGUGUUCAACUUUGCAUGGAUUAUCUACAUUAUUUUUAUCACAAAGGGAGAAAUAUCGGUAAAAGUAUAAUAUCCUGGCAGCCUUGAGUUAACCAGUCAUAAUUAAGAUAACGCCUCAUGUAUUUUGCUCGAAGUUUAAAGUGCAGUGAUAGAUAGCGUAUCUGACAUUAUCAACCAAGAGAUAAUUGGCAGUGUUUGGUUCUUAGAAUGUUUGAGAUCAAUGAAAAUAUAUACGAUGUAACCAAAAAGUUAAUUUAAAUGGUGCUAAGACUAAAUUACAUAACAUACUUGCUUCUUGAGAGGAUUUUGAAUUAAAGCACCUAUUAUCGCCCAUUGUGUAAUCAAAUGUUUAGUGAAGCUAGAUAGUAUUCUUCCUGUUUUAUUCGUACUCUAAGUAUCAGAGGUUUGUAAACGGGAAAAUGGCAAGGCACUACAUUAUUGCUGAUGUUUGUUCGUGUUGGAAACUUUGACCUUAAUUUGCAAGACUAACUCAAAAAUCCAGUUGAACUCUUAAUGCUUAACCCCUACCUUUAGCAUUAUAACUAAUGUCAGUUGGUGAUGAAAACUCUAUGGGGUUGUAAACUUAACUCAAAACACUAGCCCGACUCUUAAUAUGCAUGUAUGUUUGUAAACUUGCCUUUGUCUCUUUACUAUAAGGGGUAAUUUGACUUGUGAUGGUUAUUUAUUACGAUAAAAGUUGUUAUUUCAUUUUUUUUUAAUUGUCACUUGUUUCAUAAUAAGGCACUGUUUCCUUAUUGACAACUUUACGUUUGAUAUAUAGUAUUAUGCAUUAUAGUUGCUUCCUUGUUGCUUCACAAGAAUUUAUAAUUGUUGAUGAUCUUUCGAUUUUGAGAUUAUGCAAUAGUUAAUGAUAAUGCUAUACUGUUCAGAUUUAAAUUGUUUUUGUUCAGACGGUGACAGUAAAU